GUCUGUAUGGAAAUGAAGGAGCGGGGAAGCCUUGUUGCUUCCCUGAAAUGUGUCUUUUCUUCGCGGCUGGGAGCGCUUCAUUCACGUCCCACCAAUGCCGCCCGAGUCUCCAAAAGGAGUUUGCCACAACAGCUUUAGGCUACUAAAUGAUUUUCUGGGGGAGGAUUUUUAAUCGGCGAGAUGAUGCUCGUUCUCCUGCUGGCAGCCUUUUGCUCUUCAAUCUCAAGCUCCUCCCUCUCACCCCCCUCCAUGUCAGAUGGACUCCCAAUGGCAGACCCUUCUGCUCCGGACUUGAUGUCUGAGACUUGCAGCGCCUGCUCCUGCUUGUCAGUGGAAAAUGUGCUGUACGUGAACUGUGAAAAGAUCACUGUCUAUCGACCGACGCAACUCAUUCCGCCAGUGUCGUCAUUAUACCACCUCAACUUCCAAAAUAACCUCUUAAUAAUUCUCUACCCAAACUCGUUCCUCAACUUCACCCAUGCUGUAUCUCUGCACCUGGGGAACAAUCAGCUGCAGAACAUUGAAGGUGGCGCAUUCAUGGGGAUGAGCGCCUUGAAACAGCUUCAUCUCAACAACAAUGAGUUGAAGGUGCUGCAAGCCGACACUUUUCUAGGAAUCGAAAACUUGGAGUACCUUCAAGCUGACUACAACUUGAUCAAGUACAUCGAAAAGGGAGCGUUCAACAAACUGCACAAGUUAAAAGUGGUGAUUCUGAAUGACAAUCUUAUACAGGCACUUCCUGACAACAUCUUUCGCUUCGCCUCCCUCACACACCUGGAUAUAAGAGGAAACCGCAUCCAGAAGCUUCCGUAUUUGGGUGUUCUGGAGCACAUCGGACGGAUUGUCGAGCUGCAGUUGGAUGAUAACCCCUGGAAUUGUACGUGUGACUUAGCGCCUCUCAAGGCAUGGCUUGAAAACAUGCCCUACAAUAUUUUCAUCGGGGAGGCCAUCUGUGAAACGCCAAGCGAUUUGUAUGGGAGGCUGCUGAAAGAAACAAAUAAGCAAGAACUUUGCCCCAUGGGCACGGGAAGUGACUUUGACGUUAGAAUGCCGCCCGCUAUCCCCGACACGGGUCAGGCAUCCUCCCCAACUUCUGCGGUGGCCAUUACCACAAAAUCGCCAAAAACCACAGACUCGUCGAAAAUUUACGGUAAUGGAAUUGUAGCCGGUUUACCCCCGUUUGGAAGAAAUAGCCAGAUUGUUUCUUUUCAGACACGGAGCCCCCCGAUGUUAUGCCCACAGCCGUGUAGCUGUAAAACCCACCCUUCCGAUUUUGGCAUUAGUGUCAGUUGCCAGGAAAGAAAUAUCAAAAAUCUAGCCGAUCUCAUCCCGAAACCGCCAAACGCCAAGAAACUUCACUUGAGCGGGAAUUACAUUUGCGACAUAAACCCGAUUGAUUUCCAAGGAUUCGAAGGUUUAGAUCUGCUUCACCUCGGCAGCAACCAAAUUGUCAGCAUCCAGAGAGGUGUGUUUGCUAACCUGACUAAUCUAAGACGACUGUAUCUGAAUGGAAAUCAGAUCGAGCAGUUACACCCGGAGAUGUUCUUGGGCCUCACCAAUCUACAGUACUUGUAUUUGGAGUACAAUGCCAUUAAAGAAGUUCUGGCAGGCACGUUUGAUUCUAUGCCAAACUUGCAACUGCUGUAUCUCAACAAUAAUGUGUUACGGAGUCUUCCUGCCUAUGUGUUUGCAGGCGUCUCUUUAGCCAAACUUAAUUUGAAAAACAACCACUUCAUGACCCUGCCAGUAAGCGGUGUCCUGGACCAGCUGCGCUCUUUGACCCAGAUAGACCUCGAGGGCAACCCAUGGGAGUGCUCCUGCGAUUUGGUCACUUUUAAACUAUGGCUAGACAAGCUUAGUGACGGAGUGGCAGCUAAAGAGGUGAGAUGUGCCUCCCCCGUGCAAUUCUCCAACAUUGAACUGCGGCUGCUAAAAAACGAGAUCCUGUGCCCAAAACUGAUUGCUCGGCCUCCGUUUAUUUUCACCAGCGCCACCCCGGUUUUGACGUCAGUUUCCCCCGCAGGAGUUGGCAAAGCCCCGCCGGGAGGUCCCGUACCUCUCUCGAUCAUGAUCCUGAGUAUCCUCGUUGUGCUGAUACUGACGGUGUUUGUGGCCUUCUGCCUUCUCGUCUUUGUCCUCAGAAGGAAUAGGAAACCUGCCGGUCGGCAGGAACUGGGGAAUCAGGAGUGCGGCUCCAUGUCGCUGCAGCUCCACCGGCACGGCCACAAGUCAGGCAAAAAAGGGUCCGUCCCGGGCGACGAAUUGGGAGGUGAAACGUUUAUCCCCCAAACCAUUGAACACAUUGGCAAGAGCCACACGUGCGGCAUCGGGCGUUCGUCGGACAUGGACGCGGGGUUCAAGUUUGCCGACUCCCAAAGGCAGAAAAUUAUCCUUCGAAGUAGCGCCGAAAAGGAUAAAGACGCACUUUCCACCUUGGAGCGCAACAAGCGGCUCAGCACAAUCGACGAGCUUGAGGAAUUCCUUCCGAAUCGAGAGCCCAGCAUGUUCCUCCAGAACUUCCUGGACGGCAAGAGAGAUUUCAACAGCAUAGGCAUGGGCGCCUACGAAAUCCGCUACCCGGAGAAAACACUUGAUAGAAAGAUGAAGAAAUCGUCGCUGAUAGGUGGGAACCACAGUAAGAUUGUGGUGGAGCAAAGAAAAACCAGCUGUGCGCAUACACUCCCUCGCACACACACACAUUCAACAAAAAAGUGCCUUCUGGAAAAUGGUAAUGACCAGUGCUUAGAUGGACAAAAUGGCUCCGUACUACAAAGCUUUUACAUGGAUCGACGAGGAUACACUUUACAGUGAAAGACAUUCGGAUCAUCCAUGCCACAUGUAUGAAUCGUACUUAGACACCACGAGACAGCCUACAAACAACCCGACGGUCUUAGUAUUUUUGCUGCUAUGGAAAUGGUGACUUUUUAUUUCUGGUGUUAUUUCAUUUGAGUUUUUUUGCCCUAAUCAACUCAAAUGAUCGUGGAAACAGUGCUUGAGAAAAUACCUCGGAGGCUGCUUUCCCUCUUUUUAUAACAGAAGGGUGGAAACAGGAAAAAAAAAAAAAGUGGGCACCUCAGACGUAUCCUUCUUGGAUCCUAAAUGUACAGAUAUCUGAUAACACAAAUUUCUGGGAUUAGUUACAAAGAAUGACUCAGCAGAUUCUACCUUGCUUUUUUUUCACUUUGUAAGGCUAUUUGUUUGUUCAUGAGGGAAACUCUCUGGGGCUGCUUGCAGACUCAAUGCCAUUUUGUCAGGAUUAUACACUCAUGGCAGGAUACCUCCUCAAAAUGGCUCCAGUUUUGCGUUCAUCCGAAGGCAACUGCAAAACUCUCAAGACGUUAAUUUCAUGACUUGUUUUCUUUGUGUAAAGAGCCAUGUUUAUCUAUAUCGUGUAUUCUGAAUAGAGUUGUGUGCCCCCCCCCCCCCUUCAAGUUACUAUUUCUCAAAAUAUAUGUUUUUGGGUGAAAACGAAUCGGCAAUUCAACUGUCAAGAGACGUUUCCUAAAAUGAAAACCCAAGGAUAAAAGAGUACAAAGCUGCUUGCCAUGUAAGCGUAACUUGGAAUUUAUUUUGUAAGUCUUACAUUAUUUGUAUCUGUGGGACUGGUUUGUAAAAUACACUGACAAACAUCUGCAUAUGCACACACACACACACACACACAGACACAUGCUGCUUGACGGAACAUUAUCAUCAAGAGACUACGGCCCAGAAAUGUCAAAGGGAUGGAUCAUUAAUAUGACUCAAUCAGUAAUGAGCCUGUCACCUUUUGUCAGUUCUCAAUUCCUAGUAAAAAAAGAAUUUAAAAACAUAGUUAGUUUAUUUUUCUAUGCGGGGUUAUUUAAAGAGAUUACGGUAUUAUUAAACAAAGGAUAGUGCCCUGAGAGGAACUAACUUACAUCAGAGCUAAUACAAGUCACAGGUAGAAGUGACUGUUGAUUUGGUUCAAUGUUUUCCGUGUUUUUUUUUUUUUCUGUUUGCUUAACAAGUUAACAUGAUGAACUAUGGUGAAAUGUGAUCUGUGUUGUUACGCACGACAAGCCCGGCGGAGUCUGUGAAAGCUCCGUCGGGUUCAUUCUUACACCGCCCCCCCUCCCACCACAGCAUCUUGUAAAAGGUUUCUUAUGAACUUAUGCAACCAAAAUAAAUGUGCAUUAAACUUAAUAAGGUUCUGGAUGGUUAAUAUCGCAGUGGUGAUAUUCUAAAAAUGUGCGCACUUAAGAUAAGGACAGAGUCAUAUCUUCAGACAAUGUGCAAUAUUAGGGAAUACUCAAGUAGGGAAUGGCUUCAAAUUUUGUUAGUUUUUCUUAAAGUUUGAGGGAAUAGUGUUGAAAGAAACGAUGCAGUUUAAAAUGAAUUGAUUUAACUCUAUGCGUUUUUUAUUUAAACGUGUUGUUAAGUUAAACUGAUGACGUUCAACUGUUUGUUGCCAUUGCAAAUGAGUAGAAUGUAACUUGGACAGUAUAACAAAUACCAUUUUUUUCUAUCAGUCAUAAAUCUCCUGUAUAAUGGUUAAUUUUCUCUUGUAUGAUCAUGUCAAUAUGAACGUAUUAAAAGAAGCACCCAUUUGCACUGUGUCCCCACAUUUUAUUUUGAUCACACUCCUAUGCAGUGUUGAUGGUAAAUGAAAUCAAAAGAAGUGCAAAAAUGUACAAUAUUUCCCCUGGCGAGGAUACAAAUGCGAUAAUUGGAGCAUGUUUUGUGGAAGCUUGAACUGCAAUGCCUCUUUGACUCAUGCUUUGUGUGCCACAAAUCUUUUAUCCAACAGGUAUAAAGGUUU
This is a messenger RNA of Syngnathus typhle (broad-nosed pipefish), 4777 nucleotides long. RefSeq names its product SLIT and NTRK-like family, member 4 (gene slitrk4). Gene Ontology annotation, biological process: regulation of presynapse assembly; axonogenesis; positive regulation of synapse assembly. Bases 181 to 2811 code for a protein of 876 amino acids. The record is from RefSeq and is a predicted model, not a curated record. NCBI's taxonomy places the organism in Eukaryota, Metazoa, Chordata, Actinopteri, Syngnathiformes, Syngnathidae. Gene Ontology annotation, molecular function: protein binding. The transcript has 3 exons. Gene Ontology annotation, cellular component: glutamatergic synapse; membrane.